AUGUCCAAAUCGUCUACACAAAGUGUACAGGACUAUUCAAACGCUGUUGAAGCUCUUCGGUCAAAUGCGCAGGAGCUCAAAGUCCUAGAUGCUGAAUUUGCCGCCGCGAUCAUGUGCCUUUUCUUAGCUGAAGUCAUGCUUCCAGACUCUCGCUUUGGUCUUGCAAUGCAUAUCAAUGGUGUGGCACAAUUAUUCCAAGCUAGUGGGCCCAGCAUGUUCAAAUCGGGAGCUCUACAAAGUUUGUUUGUGGGCUUCAGGCCUCUAUUUAUGGUGCAAAGUGUCCAGUCACGAAAAUCAGCAUUCAUGGCAUCAAAAGAUUGGAUUGACAUUCCGUUCUCCGCUUCUCCGCCAUCACUCAUGCAACAGUUGAUAAACGUGACCCUUGUCCUGCCAUCACUCCUUGAACGAGUGGAUAAUCUUGCCGAGCUAUCAAUUGCACCGCAGAAUUCUGAAGUAUCGGAUUUAUGGCAGUCUUUUUUGAAUUUGGAUUCACGGUUGGAAGACUGGGAGGAAUCUCUGCAUGAGCAGUCGAUGUGGAGUCAACCCUUGGACUCAGAUUCCAGGCCACCACUUCUAGAAGCUGAUAUCUGGUUUACAGACAUCACCAUGGCCAACUUUUACAUGCAUAUUUGGGCAUUUCAGAUCAUUUGCAUCCUUGAACUCAGUCACCUAGCAAGUGUCCACACUUCGACGUCUUGGACUUUGCCAAAAGGCCCCAAAACUAUACAAGCAGCUUCACGAAAGAUAUGCCUCAGCAUGAACUAUCUCUUACAGGAUGAGAUGAAACUCUUUGGGCCAGCUUCAGCAAUGCUCCCUUUGCAGACAGCUUACAAGGUGUUCAGUGAGGAUAAAUGCAAGUACACCUGUGAGCUGAAAUAUCUCGAAGGAAUAGUGGAUUGUUUGGUCAAGAAAGGACUCAAAUCAACGCCUGACAUUGUUUAUGCCUAA
Penicillium brevicompactum is the source of this 948-nucleotide messenger RNA. RefSeq lists its product as uncharacterized. NCBI's taxonomy places the organism in Eukaryota, Fungi, Ascomycota, Eurotiomycetes, Eurotiales, Aspergillaceae. The transcript is spliced from 3 exons. The record is from RefSeq and is a predicted model, not a curated record. Bases 1 to 948 code for a protein of 315 amino acids.